AUGCUAAUGCAGGUGAGCGCCAACGCUUAUCGCAACGCCAAGCACCUUUCAAUGAGCCACGGACGGCUGCCAGUUGGACCGAUGCGACACUCGCAGAAUGCUGAAGGGCGCGACCGUCCACCUGAGGGAGUAGUGCCCCGUCAUACAUCACGCUCGUGCCGGAUCAUCUGCUCCGACGCUUCUCCAAAUAGGACGCGACGGACACAGUUCUGCCGCUCGUACUCUGCUUCUCUCUGCAGGUAA
Knipowitschia caucasica is the source of this 243-nucleotide messenger RNA. The record is from the annotation of a GenBank genome assembly. NCBI's taxonomy places the organism in Eukaryota, Metazoa, Chordata, Actinopteri, Gobiiformes, Gobiidae.